Cooperia oncophora is the source of this 291-nucleotide messenger RNA. The record is from the annotation of a GenBank genome assembly. NCBI's taxonomy places the organism in Eukaryota, Metazoa, Nematoda, Chromadorea, Rhabditida, Trichostrongylidae.
AUGACGUUUGCUAUGACUGCACUUAAUAUCCUUUGGUUUGAUAAUACUUAUUCAUUCAACUUUACCGACAGUGCGGUCUGCUCAUGGGUCGGCUCACGUUCUUCGGCAGAGCCAUUGGACAUACCUUCAAAGUACAUAUGGAAAGAUUUGGUGGAUAACACGAUUAGACCGACCAUCUCGAAAGCCAUGGAGACGGAAAUGUCUAGGCAAGCGUUUUACGAUGACGUACUGAGGAAAGGGAAUUGGGAGAAGGUGACACCGUUCAUUGCCGCCUACUUCAACGAAGGCUAA